UUGAAAAAUCUAGGGUUUGUCGGGCAGCAGUGACAACGGGCCUCCUUCACUCCCCUUGCUUGUACUCGGCAAAGUCAUUUACCAGUAAACUCGCUCUGGAUUAAACCUCCCGCCUCUUCUACUCAUUCGAAUUGCAAUUUCAUAUUUUCUCUCUCCUCAUUAUCAUCUUCGCAAUCCCCUUCUCUUUGAUCCUCUUGCUUCUGUAAUUAGGGUUUCUAUUCACUUUGCUCCUCUCACUCUUAGGCAUGGAGACUCUAUCGCGCUGCUAUUACUGGUUACUAGAUCGUUAUGGGGCUAAUUAGUCUAAUUUGUACAGUAGCUGAUCAUUAUUGUGCUGCAUUUCAGGUGUCAACUGAAAAUGACUACAGAAAUUACUUCAUAUUUGCUGGCUGCACAAUCUCCUGAUGCAAAAAUUCGCACAGAAGCUGAGAAUAGCCUCAAACAGUUCCAGGAGCAAAACCCGUCUGGUUUCUUGCUUGCAUUGUCAGUCGAGCUAUCAAAUGAUGGCAAGCCAAUCGAAUCUCGCAGGUUGGCUGGUAUAGUGCUGAAAAAUUCAUUAGAUGCGAAAGAUGUUUCCAGAAAAGAACAUCUUCUGCAACAGUGGGUUGCUAUUGAUGCGUCUAUUAAGCAACAAAUUAAAGAGUCACUUUUGAGGACACUAAGAUCCAUGACACAGGAAGCAUGGCACACUUCAGCUCAAGUAGUUGCCAAAAUUUCCUCUAUUGAAAUUCCAAGGAAGGAGUGGCCUGAUUUGAUUGGUUCAUUGCUUAAUAACAUGACUCAACCAGAUAGUUCAGCUUUGUUGAAGCAAGCAACAUUGGAGACUCUUGGAUAUGUUUGCGAGGAGAUAUCUCAUGAGGAGCUUGAGCAAAGUGAAGUUAAUUCCAUUCUUACAGCUGUUGUUCAGGGCAUGAACCUUGCUCAACAUAGUGCAGAAAUUCGUCUUGCAGCUACAAAGGCUCUAUAUAAUGCUCUUGCUUUUGCGCAAACUAACUUUGAAAAUGAAUUGGAGCGAAAUUACAUCAUGAAAGUGGUAUGUGACACUGCAACAUCUCAGGAGGUGGAGGUUAGGCAGGCUGCUUAUGAGUGUCUUGUGGCUAUAGCUUCAAUGUACUAUGAAGUGCUAGAGCCUUACAUGCAGGCUCUCUUUGAGCUCACAUCAAAAGCAGUAAAAGAAGAUGAAGAGGUUGUUGCUCUUCAAGCAAUUGAAUUUUGGAGCUCCAUAUGUGAUGAAGAGAUUGAGAUUCAAGAAUCAUUUGAAAUAGAGAGUGACCAGUCAGACCCUCCUCAUUCUCGUUUUAUUGGGAAGGCCUUGCAAUUUUUGGUACCAAUGCUGUUAGAAACUUUAUUAAAGCAAGAGGAGGAUCAGGACCAGGACGACAGCAUUUGGAAUGUGUCGAUGGCUGGCGGGACAUGCUUGGGACUUGUGGCAAAGACAGUUGGUGAUGCUAUUGUGCCACUUGUGAUGCCUUUUGUGGAGGCUAAUAUAUCUAGUCCAGAAUGGCGUUGUAGAGAAGCAGCUACAUUUGCUUUUGGCUCAAUCCUUGAAGGCCCCAGUGUUGACAGGCUUUCUCCGCUGGUCCAUGCAGGGUUGGACUUCCUGCUGAAGGCAAUGAACGAUCAAAACAGUCAUGUAAAGGACACAACUGCGUGGACAUUGAGCCGUAUAUUUGAGCUGCUGCAUUGUCCAUCUUCUGGAUUUUCUGUCAUUACCGCUGCCAACUUACAACCUGUUUUGGGUGUUCUGUUGGAGAGUAUCAAGGACACCCCACACGUGGCUGAGAAAAUAUGUGGUGCCAUCUAUUACCUUGCACAGGGUUUUGAGGAUAGUGGAGCAACCUCAUCAAGCCUCACACCUUAUCUGCCGCAGAUUAUAGCUUCUCUCAUUGCUGCUGCUGAUAGAACAGAUGGCAAUGACUCUAAACUUCGAUCUGCUUCAUAUGAAACAUUAAAUGAGAUAGUUAGAUGUGCUAAUGUUCCAGAAACAACUCAGAUUAUAGAACAACUGCUUCAUGCUAUAAUGACCAAGCUAUCCCAGUCUUUCGAUCUACCAAUUGAUAAAGAAAAACGAGAAGAUUUGCAAGCACUACUCUGUGGCGUCCUGCAGGUUAUCAUCCAGAAACUUAAUGUCGAUGAGUCGAAGAUCAUUCUUCAGUAUGCUGAUCAAAUCAUGCUCUUGUUUUUGAAAAUCUUCUCUUGCCGCAGCUCCACAGUAAACGAAGAGGCUAUGCUAGCAAUUGGUGCAUUGGCAUAUGCAACUGGACCAGACUUUGGCAAAUAUAUGUCUGAGCUCUACAAGUAUUUAGAAAUGGGUUUGACAAAUUUUGAAGAAUAUCAGGUUUGUAGCAUCACUGUUGGGGUAGUUGGUGAUAUUUGUCGUGCUCUGGAUGAUAAGAUUUUACCAUAUUGCGAUCAAGUAAUGUCCCUCCUUCUCAGAAAUCUUUCCAGUGGUGAUCUACAUCGUUCUGUCAAACCGCCAAUAUUCUCAUGCUUUGGUGAUAUUGCUCUUGCAAUUGGAGCGGAGUUUGAAAAGUACCUCAGUUAUGCUAUACCCAUGUUGCAGAGUGCAUCUGAAGUGUGUGCUCAGAUGGACACUAAUGAUGAUGAAAUAAUGGAAUAUGGUAACAUUCUGAAGCGAAGCAUAUUUGAAGCUUACUCUGGUAUACUUCAGGGUCUAAAAGAUGCAAAGCCUGAGCUUCUUGUUCCACAUGCGAAACAUCUUCUGCAGUUCUUAGAAUUUAUCUUUAGGGACAAACAAAGAGACGAGAGUGUGACAAAAGCUGCAAUUGCAGCUUUGGGUGACCUCACGGAUGCACUUGGUCCAAAUGCUAAGAUAUUUUUGAAAGAAUGCACAUUUUUCGCUGAAUUCAUUCAUGAAUGUCUUGAAUCUGGUGAUGAGCAGAUAAAGGAUACUGCAUUAUGGACUCAGGGUAUGAUUGGUCAGGUCAUGGUCUCAUAAGGUCUAUAAAUAUUCUCAAGUGCCACAGAAAAAUGUUACUGUUGUCAUUGCCUUCAUUCUCAGCAUUGUGGGUUGGGUUUAUCUGAGGAUUCAAGAGUCCGAGGUUUCACAAGGUUUUAGUCACCUAUGUUUUAUGGUUUCAGGAUCUCAGGUUAGGGUUCUUUUACAAGGGGGAAUGGGGAAGGGGAAGUGGGAAAAUUUAGUAAAUGAUCCUUAUCUAUGAAAGCCACCGGAGAAAGACGGUGACCUCUUAUUGGUCUUGUGAAACUUUGAUUAAUUCAAUGCAUCCACUACUUUGGUGGUUUGAGUCUUUUUUUUUGUUUUUCAUCCUCUAAUUUUUAUUUAUGUAGUCAUAGAAGUAUAUGGUAAAUACUCAAGUUUAGUUUUGAUCUAGAACAUCGUUCUUAUACUUGUUAUCAAUUUGCACUCUGCAUGAACGUUGAAGCUUUUCAA
Messenger RNA from Amaranthus tricolor (Joseph's coat), 3412 nucleotides. Its product is annotated as importin subunit beta-1-like. Gene Ontology annotation, biological process: protein import into nucleus. The transcript is spliced from 4 exons. Gene Ontology annotation, molecular function: small GTPase binding; nuclear import signal receptor activity. Lineage: Eukaryota; Viridiplantae; Streptophyta; Magnoliopsida; Caryophyllales; Amaranthaceae. Gene Ontology annotation, cellular component: cytoplasm; nucleus. The record is from RefSeq and is a predicted model, not a curated record. Bases 359 to 2959 code for a protein of 866 amino acids.